CUACCCGAAAGUCACUUCAAACCCAUUUUGUGUAAGAAAAAUAAGAAAAACUGAGCCUAGACAUUCGUAUCAACUCUAAAUCAACAAUUAAGUAAAUAAUAAAGUUGUUAUCAGAAUGGUCGGAAAGAAUAAGUCAUUCUGGGCCGUGAUGUCAGACCCAACGUCGAUGGAAGGCGGGGCUGCUAGCAGUGGCAGGCAAGGAGGAGAGCAAUCCUAUCUGCCUGUCCCCCACGGUAACAACUCUGGCAUGACGGGAGCAGGUCAUUCCAGUUUCAAUGACACUGCCACAACAUCGCAAAGCAUGAUAGACCUCACAGGUCCCGUCGCCGAGGAAACAAAUGUGGAGGCGGGGAAGAAGCCGAAGCGUUCCAGCGAGGGGAUGAAGGCAAAGGCCAAAUACAAGGCGGCCCUCAAGAUCAGGAUCCGGCUCCAGGACAAGCUUUCCCACACUCCAGAGGAAAAGGAACAGCUGGCCUGGGCCAUGGAGAGAAUCGAAGAGGGCAGGCAACAUUUCGCCAAGAUUGCAAACAUGGCCUCCACGGGCGGAUUUGCGAACAAGGUGGAGGAGAUGUUUCUCAACAGAACUCAAUCCUCCACCAAGCAGUCGAACAUGAACUCUACGAACGGAUCUGGGAACAAGAAGAAGGCGAUGCCUGCCAACCAAAGGCAAAGCUCCGCCAAGCUUUCCAACACUAACUCCACGUCCAAGAGGGUUGAGCAGAUGCAUGCCAACAGAAGGCAAUGCUCCGCCAAGCUUUCCAACACGAACUCCACGUCCGCAUUUGCAAAUAAAGCUGAGCAGAUGCAUGCCCACAAAAGACGACGCUCCAUAGAGACUGCCGCCAGAGACGCUCCGGUGGGGAAGCGUCACCGCGGGCCAAUGGAGGCAGGCCCUUCUCAUAACGUGAGGAUGCCUAAGAGACAGUCGGAAACUAAGGUCAAGGAGGGGUCCAAACGACACCUGAUCGUGGCGCUCAUUGACUGGAGUGACGGAAGUGGUCAGAUGACAGAGGCGCAGUGGAAGAUAGUUCACGCGAAGCUCGUGGAAUCGCUGUUUGCGCGGAUGACGGAAGACCCCUCAGCUCCCAUGCCCACGUUUGAUGGUGCCGGGUGGCUGAAUGGGGUCAAAAUCCUCAAGUGUAAGGACGAUCCAACUCGGAAUUGGCUGACGCAAACGGUUGGCCAUUUGAAAGGGUUGUGGAAAGGGGCCAGGCUGGAGGUGGUGGACAGGGAAUUUAUCCCAUCCGUACCGAAGGCGAAGGUACUCUUUCCCAUCGCUGUCCAAAAAGAGCAGGCCCUACAGCUGCUACAGCGACAGAACCCGGACGUCCCAACGGCAGACUGGAAGAUUUUGCACCUCGGAAGCCGACAAGAAGAGGGGGGCCAAUCUGCGAUUCUGCAGAUAAACAGGAAAGCGGAGGACAUCCUAUAUCCUAGGUACGGGAAGAUGGCGUGGGGCAUGGGUAGUGUAUACCUUCGCCUCAAGAAGCGCCACCCCGGAGACCAGGACGCCCACACCCUACAGGCAGGCGAGGUGGAAAAGGACCUAGGUCUGGUCACCACACUGACGAACGAACCUGAGGAGGACGGUGACCUGACAAAUGUAGUCAACACGUCGGCUGAAGAUGAUUACAGUGCUGCAGCUUAUCCUCCGUAAAAGCAUAUUGCAUCGGCGGAACUCCUCAAUGCCAUGGAGCAGGGAUCCGUCGUUACAGACUUUAUCCACAAACAACAAACUUCUCCACCCACCAUUGCUCAAACGGUCUGAAUAAACGCUGGAAAGCAAGAGCAGCGCCACCUGGUAGCUUCCUGCUAUAUAGCUCACCACAGACCAACUCCACCUGAAGAACUAAGGAGUCUGGUAGAAACCAGUCCCAAAUACUGCAACUGGUCGGGCUUACCCCGAAUAUUUUCAAUACCCGAAUUUUUAAAUGUCUGUCGAUAAAGAUAGAUUAUGUUAUAUUAGAUAUAAUCUAUAUAUCAUUAUAAAUAUAAAAAGGGUUUUGGAAAAAUGCUAAAUAUGAUCAUAGGAACACUUUCCUUAUACGAGAGUCUUUACUGAUUUGAAAUUAUAAAGAUUUUUUGACACCACUGGAGUUCUGCAAAUCUUUCAAACAUUCGAAUAAAAUUGAAACAAUCUAAAGAAUUAUAUAUUUAUUUUCGGAGGAUGCUUUAUUAGAAAAAUAUUGCUCUUUUGCCAUGCAUAACAUUUUCUUUCAUAUAGUAACCAUUAUCAGAUAACAUUCAACGAGUUGCCAAGCGCUUUCACUAGACAAAGUUGCAACUUUUAAAAUAUAUAUACUUUUAUAUGCAUAAUUAAUAAUU
Molecule: messenger RNA, 2325 nt
Organism: Drosophila kikkawai
Lineage: Eukaryota; Metazoa; Arthropoda; Insecta; Diptera; Drosophilidae
Source: RefSeq, a predicted model, not a curated record